AUGGACUCGGACGCGAGCCUGGUGUCGAGCCGCCCUUCGUCCCCGGAGCCCGAUGAGCUCUUCGCGUCGGCCAGGGCCAAGAGCGGCGGCGGCGGCGGCGGCGCCUUCGCGGCGGGCGGCGCGGUGUCCAGCUCGACGCCCAGCGAUUCCCCGGCCGAGCUGAGCGCGGAGCUGCGCAGCGCCAUGAGCGCGGCCGGGGUGGUGAUGGUCGACAAGCUGGCCUUCAAGUCGCCCUCGUCGUCGUCGUCCUCCUCCUCCUCCUCGUCGUCGUCGUCGUCGGCCUCCAAGAAGGACAAGAAGCAGAUGACGGAGCCGGAGCUGCAGCAGCUGCGCCUGAAGAUCAACAGCCGCGAGCGCAAGCGCAUGCACGACCUCAACAUCGCCAUGGACGGGCUGCGCGAGGUGAUGCCCUACGCGCACGGGCCGUCGGUGCGCAAGCUCUCCAAGAUCGCCACGCUGCUGCUGGCGCGGAACUACAUCCUCAUGCUCACCAACUCCCUGGAGGAGAUGAAGCGCCUGCUCAGCGAGAUCUACGGCGGCCACCACGCCGCCGCCGGCUUCCACCCGGCCGCCGCCGCCGCCGCCGCCGCCUGCCCGGGCGGCAUGGUGGGCCACUCCGCGCCGCUGCCCAGCCACCCGGCUUCCCACGCCGUGCACCACCCCAUCCUGCCGCCGGUCGCCGUCUCCAGCGCCUCCCUGCCCGGCUCCGGCGGCCUCUCGUCCAUCCGGCCCAGCCACGGCCUGCUCAAGUCGCCUUCCAGCGCUGCGGCGGCGGCCGCGGCAGCCGCGGCCGCCGCCGCCGCCGCCGCCGCCUCGGCCCCUCUGGGCAGCAGCUUCCAGCACUGGAGCGGCAUGCCCUGCCCGUGCAGCAUGUGCCAGGUGCCCGCCCCGUCGCACCACCACGUCUCCAGCAUGAACGCGGCCAGCCUGCCCAGACUGACCAGCGACGCCAAAUGA
Varanus komodoensis (Komodo dragon) is the source of this 957-nucleotide messenger RNA. RefSeq names its product oligodendrocyte transcription factor 2 (gene OLIG2). Lineage: Eukaryota; Metazoa; Chordata; Lepidosauria; Squamata; Varanidae. Bases 1 to 957 code for a protein of 318 amino acids. Gene Ontology annotation, biological process: oligodendrocyte differentiation; neuron differentiation; myelination. The transcript has a single exon. Gene Ontology annotation, molecular function: protein dimerization activity; DNA-binding transcription factor activity. The record is from RefSeq and is a predicted model, not a curated record.